This is a messenger RNA of Penicillium subrubescens, 3402 nucleotides long. Its product is annotated as DEAD/DEAH box helicase. Gene Ontology annotation, molecular function: DNA binding; chromatin binding; ATP-dependent chromatin remodeler activity. Lineage: Eukaryota; Fungi; Ascomycota; Eurotiomycetes; Eurotiales; Aspergillaceae. The record is from RefSeq and is a predicted model, not a curated record. Gene Ontology annotation, cellular component: nucleus. The coding region runs from base 1 to 3402 and encodes 1133 amino acids. The transcript has a single exon.
AUGGACGACUCGGUGCCUGAUACUCCAAUUAGGGGAAGGAAACCUGCUCCAGGCACCCCCGACGAAGAUGGUGACUACGAAACGAUUGCCACCUUACCGGCGCAUACAAUCACCCCGUCCCAGCGAUUGACCCAGGCAACACAACUAGUCGACAUGCCUUAUUCACGUCCGAAUAACACCAUUGUUCAGGUGGCUGCAUCCUCACCCAUGGCCCCUGCUGCCUCCCCACCAGCCCACCGUGCCUCCCGCGGAGGGCUUUUAAGCUCCCUCAUGGCUCCCUCUGGCACUUCCUUCCGUCCUCCUGUAACCACUGUCCGCCCUACGAAACGAACUCCAAACUUCGAUAUGGAUGACGGUCCUACUUACCGAGGCGGGUCCUCGGACGAUGAUGAGAACCGUAUCGACAUCAAGCCUGCCAUGUUUGAGAAAACUGCUCGAAGCCCUGAAAAAGUUGCCGAGUCGCCUGUACGUGCUGAGAAUGGCUCUUUCGAUCGCUUCAAGGAGAUCACUUCCUCUGCCAUGUACGAUCCAACUGCGACUGGUUUCAAGCGCUCUGCCGAUCAGAUGAGCUCGGCCGAUGCUCCUCGGGGUGUUGCCAAGAAACUCCGCCAGGGUGCUCCUUCCCGCGCCCAACCUGUGAAUGCUCAGAUCUCGACCGUGCUGGACAUAACCGAUUUCCGAGUCCGAGUCAAAGUGGAGCGCAUCCUCAAAGUUAUGCCAACAAAGUCAGUAUCAGAGUGUGUGGAUGCUCUCAUGUCGGCCAAUGGAAACUACGAUAUGGCCUUGGAUCUACUCGCCAAUGAACCCAUCCGUGCAAAUGGGAACGGUGCCCGCAAUUCCGCCAUUGAAAUCGAGUCCUCGGAUGACGAGCUGAGUGCCGAGCCUGUCCAAAACAUCGGACAGAUGGCCAAGCAGAAGAUCAAGGCCCGCGGCACUAUUCAAGACAAAUGGGCUGCUUUAAAUCUGCCUAGCACCUCUCAGAAUGAAGACGAGGUGAAGCCCCGCGGUCGUCUUAUGCGAGGCCCACGAAAUCGCGAUUCCGCGGCCCUCUCUGAUGCGAUCAUGAUUGAUUCGGACGACGACUUGCCCCCGAAGAAGAAGCCGGGGCGUCUCCUGAAAGGCUCUCGCCGCGCUCCCUCUCUCACCCCGGAAGCGGUGCUGUCGGACUCGGAUGAUUCCGAUGUCCUUGAUGAGGAUGCCUCCGCUGGCGACCUGGAGUUGAAAGUGUUGCGAUUCUUCAACACUUGCAAGCCCCACGAUCUCGCCGACAUCGCCGCGGUUCCUGAGGAGACCGCUGAGCUCAUCACCUCUCAGCGCCCCUUCACCAGCCUGAGCCAGGUGCGAGAGGUGAGUGCCCCGGUCGAUGAGAAUGCCAAGCCCAAGGGCAAGGGCAAGGGGCGCAAGGCUCCUAAGCCGGUCGGCGACAAGAUCGUCGACAAGUGCCUGGACAUGUGGACCGGGUACCUGGCGAUCGAUGCCCUCGUCGCCGAAUGUGAGGCGCUCGGCAAGCCCGUGGCCGAGGAGAUGAAGAAGUGGGGAGUGAACGUCUUCGGCAAGCGCGGGGAUGACGAGCUCGACAUCACGAAUCUGGGUGGCUCCCACGAUUCGGGGAUCGCAACACCUUCUUCCAGCCAUCAGUCGCCUGCCGGAGAUGACUCGGAUGAUGAGAUUAGAGCUGUUGUCAAAUCUCGCAAGUCUCAGUCGAAUGGUCAGUCUGGCUUCAUCUCACAGCCAGCCAUCAUGGCCGAUAAUUUGGUCAUGAAGGACUACCAGAUCGUCGGUCUGAACUGGCUGGCGCUGCUGUUUGAGAAGAAGAUGAGCUGCAUCCUUGCAGAUGAGAUGGGGCUUGGCAAGACCUGUCAGGUCAUUUCGUUCCUCUCGCAUCUUUACGAAAAAGGAAUCAAGGGCCCUCAUCUCGUUGUCGUCCCUUCCUCCACCAUCGAGAACUGGCUUCGCGAGUUCAAGAACUUCUCUCCGAAGCUCUCGGUCACGCCUUACUACGCGAAUCAGAAUGAGCGGGCAUUCAUUCGCGAGAAGCUCGAAAAGGAGCGUGACUCGAUCAAUGUCGUGGUCACCACCUAUACGAUCGCAAAGGCGAAGGUGGAUGCGAAGUUCCUGCGCGAUAUGAAUUUCUGUGUCUGCGUCUACGACGAAGGGCAUAUGUUGAAAAAUUCACAGUCCCUUAUGUACGACAAACUCAUUCGCAUCAAUGCCCGGUUCCGACUACUCCUCACGGGUACCCCGCUGCAGAACAAUCUGCAAGAGCUGGCGUCUUUGCUUGGCUUCAUCCUGCCUGGGGUCUUCAAAGAUCACAAGGAGGAUCUGCAGGCCGUCUUUGCCAACAAGGCAAAGACAUCUGACGAAUCGCACUCAACUCUCCUGUCGGCACAGCGUAUCGAGCGUGCCAAAUCCAUGUUGAAGCCUUUUGUCUUGCGUCGGAAGAAGCACCAAGUCAUCGACCUGCCGCAAAAACACUCCUAUGUUGAGUACUGCGAGAUGAAGCCUUCCCAGCGAGAGAUCUACGACCAUGAAAAGGACCAAGUCCGCCAGCUUCUUGAGGACCGCGCUGCCGGCAAGAAGACUGGCUCAAAAUCCGCCAACAUCCUCAUGAAGCUCCGCCAAGCCGCCAUUCACCCCCUCCUCGCCCGGCGUCACUACACUGAUGCCAUUCUCAAGAAGAUGGCUAAGAGCUGUCUGAAAGAAGAGAAAUGGGCCAUGUCCGACCCGGCCAUCAUUGAGGAGGAGUUGCAGGCUUACAACGACUUUGAGUGCCAUCACAUGUGUAUUGACAACCCUAACUCACUUGGUAAAUACAAGCUCAAGAACGAGGAAUGGAUGGACUCGGGCAAAGUCGAAAAGCUCCGCGAACUGCUGACCCGCUUCAUCGCCAAUGGUGACCGCACCUUGAUCUUCUCGCAGUUCACGAUGGUCAUGGACAUCCUCGAGAAUGUCCUCGAGACCCUGCGCAUUGAGUUCGUGCGACUGGACGGCCGUACCAACGUCGAAGACCGCCAGUCUAUUCUGGACGCGUUCCAUGAGCGUGUGGAAAUCCCCGUCUUCCUUCUCUCGACCAAGGCCGGUGGUGCAGGUAUCAAUUUGGCCUGCGCAAAUAAGGUCGUCAUCUUCGACUCUUCCUUCAACCCUCAAGAGGAUGUCCAGGCCGAGAACCGCGCCCACCGCGUCGGUCAAACUCGCGACGUCGAGGUCUUCCGCUUUGUCACCCGGGAGACUAUCGAGGAGCAGAUUUACGCCCUCGGUCAGACGAAGCUAGCAUUGGACCAGGCCGUUGCGGGCGACGAUGAUGCUGCCUCCAAGCAAAAUGAGGAGGCUGGCAUGAAGGCUGUGGAGAACAUGGUUCUUGCCGAUAUAGAGAAGGAGGAGAACGCCGAGGAGAAGAAAUAA